CGGGCUCACGUAGCUCUGGCUCACUCCAAAUCAGGCUUCAGAGUGUCAAAGUAGACCAUUAGCGCCACCACUAUUACCUUGGGGCUAGUUCAGAGUGAGUGGACCAACCGCUGUGAGGUUCUGGAUACUGGUAGGCCUACUGAGAGUCAGGGCACUGAAGAAUGGGCUCGUUAAAGACCAUGUCAGGUGGACUGCUGCUGGGUUUAUGUCUCACCUUGCUGAUAUGGGGAGCUGAGGGACAACGGAACGGACGCGGUAAGAAGGAGAUAUCGGGCAGUGGCCCCAUCAACCUUGGCCAACAACAACGAGGCACCUGGUGGCCCCUGAUGCAGACCAGAGAAAACCUGACAGAGGUCAAAAGCAUCAAGUCCAUGUUCCAGUUCCGGACGUUUGACCCCGAGGGGGUGGUGUUCUACGGGGACACCAGGGAUGGAGAGGACUGGUUCGUCCUGGUCCUGAGGAAUGGCAUCCCCGAGAUGCAGAUCGGGAAAGCAGACAUCCUCGUCAGUGUGCAAGGGGGACCCAAACUCAACGACGGCAAGUGGCAUCUGGUGGAAAUCAGUAGCCAGGGGGAUUUUGUGGUGCUGGAGGUGGACGGCCAGAAGGGGUUGGUGGUGGGACUGAAGUCCAAAGAGACCAUAGAGGUUCUGACAGGCCAGAUCCGCCUCGCCCUCGGGGGAAUCCUGGUCAGCCUGGACAAGCUGCUCAUCCCGUUCCAGCCGGAGAUGGAUGGAUGCAUCCGGGAGGGGAACUGGCUAAACCUGAGCACCCCCUGGGAGACAGAGUUGAUUGGGGAGCCCUGGCCCUGCUACCAGAACAUCCAGCCAGGGAGCUACUUCUCCGGAGCUGGACUGGCUGCAUUCAACACCACAGACCUCCCUGGCCACCAGACAGAGGAUAGUGGGAUUACUAUUGACAUCCAUGGAGACUCCACUAAGAUGGAAGGAACAGUUCUGAGCUUGAAGACCCCUGGGCAGGAAUUGCCCAUGGUAACAGUGAAAGUCAACAACAACCCUAAGAAAGUCACACUGACCAUCUUCAAGCGUGAGUCCAUCACCAAACAGAGUUUCAGCAGACUGUACCUAACCCUGUUGAAGAAUCAAGUGAACAUGGACAUCGAUGACACGCACCUAACCUUCGAGAUCGACAGUAUACCUGACAUUCCUAGUAGCUGGAAAGAGGGGAUGAUCCUAGCAUUUGGGGGGCUUCCAGGUGAUGGAGUGUCCUACAGUAGCAUCCAAUACCUGAAGGGCUGUCUGGAGAAGAUCCAGGUCCAGGGACAGGCUGUGGAUCUGGACCGGGCUCUGUACAAGGACCUCUCCGUCUCCUCCCAUAGUUGCCCCUCAGAAGUCUGAACCAAGGAUAUCCUGACAGAUCAGAUCUGUGAUGACUGUAUAGAUAAUGUCAUUUAUCUCCAUCAAUCGCCCCUCCCUGGUCGCAUAAGCCUAUUUACAAAUCCCUCCUCCCCCGUCUGUAUUUUAACUGGCUCAGUCAGCAUUCCUUUACACACAGUCAUCCUUUUAACAAUGGCUAAGAGAGGUUUGACCAUAGAAUUAGGAAAAUAACCUUCUAAUGAUGGUCCAAAGGUCACCCAUGUUGGUGAGGGAGUUGGUCAACCAUGGUUUGCCAGUGCUGUGAUAAGAUAUUAUGUAAAACAAUGAACGCGAUGAAUUUAUCUGCACAGUAUGUGUGUUAGCUAGCUAGCCAGCCAGUUUUAGAUGUAUGAUUCCAUAAAGUGUUCUAAUUAACUGCCAAUAUGCCAACAUUCCAUUCAAACAAUGCAGUCAAUCCACAUCCAUACACUGGCUCAAAUCAGUUGAUGAUAGGACUUAGAGAAGUUGUAAAUGCAACAAGUACUGAUAUUGCAACAUAUAAUGGCACUCACAGCUUUCCAAUAAAAAAACAUCUGA
This is a messenger RNA of Coregonus clupeaformis (lake whitefish), 1910 nucleotides long. RefSeq names its product sex hormone-binding globulin (gene shbg). The coding region runs from base 162 to 1355 and encodes 397 amino acids. The transcript is spliced from 8 exons. Gene Ontology annotation, molecular function: steroid binding. The record is from RefSeq and is a predicted model, not a curated record. NCBI's taxonomy places the organism in Eukaryota, Metazoa, Chordata, Actinopteri, Salmoniformes, Salmonidae.